Messenger RNA from Chrysochloris asiatica (Cape golden mole), 1377 nucleotides. RefSeq names its product FIC domain containing (gene FICD). Gene Ontology annotation, molecular function: protein binding. The record is from RefSeq and is a predicted model, not a curated record. The transcript has 2 exons. NCBI's taxonomy places the organism in Eukaryota, Metazoa, Chordata, Mammalia, Afrosoricida, Chrysochloridae. Bases 1 to 1377 code for a protein of 458 amino acids.
AUGACGUUCAUGCCAAUGCUUCCCGUGAUGGCGGGAACCGAACCCAAGUGGCUCUCAGUCUGGGGCCGCUGCCUGUGGGUGAUACUGCUGAGCAUGGUGUUGGGCUCCCUGCUGGUUCUGCUGCUGCCUCUGGGGGCCGUGGAGGAGCAGGGGUUGGCCGUGCUCAAAGGCUUCUCCCUGCUCUGGAGCAAGUUGGACAGGGUGCAACAUGCUGUCACCAAGUGCACAAGCCUUUCCACAGAGCUCAGUACCACCUCCAGGGACACAGGGCUGCUGGUGGUCCAAAGCAAGGCCUCUCCAGCCGGUAAGCUGGAAGCCCGAGCAGCUCUGAACCAGGCCCUGGAAAUGAAGCGCCAGGGUAAGCGGGGCAAAGCCCACAAGCUCUAUCUACACGCCCUCAAGAUGGACCCAGAGUUCGUGGAUGUGCUCAACGAAUUUGGCGUCUUCUUGGAGGAAGAUAAGGAUAUCAUUCAGGCCGAUCACUUGUAUACCAGAGCGCUGACCAUCUCGCCUUACAACCAGAAAGCACUGGUCAACCGAGACCGGACGCUGCCACUGGUUGAGGAGAUUGACCAGAGGUAUUUCAGCAUCAUUGACAGCAAAGUGAAGAAAGUCAUGUCCAUUCCCAAGGGCAACUCAGCGCUGCGCAGGAUCAUGGAGGAGACGUACUACCAUCACAUCUACCACACGGUGGCCAUCGAGGGCAACACCCUGACACUGUCUGAGAUCAGGCACAUCCUGGAGACCCGCUACGCCGUGCCAGGCAAGAGCCUGGAGGAGCAGAACGAGGUCAUUGGCAUGCACGCAGCGAUGAAGUACGUCAACACCACGCUGGUGCCCCGUGUUGGCUCCAUCACCAUCAUUGACGUGCUAGAAAUCCACAGGCGGGUGCUAGGGUAUGUGGACCCAGUAGAAGCCGGCCGGUUCAGGACAACCCAGGUCCUGGUGGGACACCAUAUCCCCCCACACCCUCAGGACGUGGCAAAGCAGAUGGACGAGUUUAUACAGUGGCUCAACUCGGAGGAGGCCAUGAAUCUCCACCCUGUUGAGUUUGCCGCCUUGGUGCAUUAUAAACUGGUGUACAUCCACCCCUUCAUCGACGGCAAUGGGAGAACUUCCCGGCUGCUAAUGAACGUGAUCCUGAUGCAGGCAGGCUACCCACCCAUCACCAUCCGUAAGGAGCAAAGGUCCGAGUAUUACCAUGUGCUGGAAAUUGCCAAUGACGGUGAUGUGAGGCCCUUCAUCCGCUUCAUCGCCAAGUGUACUGAGACCACCCUUGACACCCUGCUUUUUGCCACCACCGAGUACCCGGUGGCACUGCCGGAAGCCAAACCCAACCAUUCUGGGUUCAAGGAGACACUUCCUGUGAAGCCCUAA